AUGUAUGCUGCUUCCAAAUAGAAAUAUAUUAAAUUCUCUUCGAUGUUAGAAUAAUGGAUAAAAACUACAUAUUUGUUAAAUUACUAAUUCAAAUGCCCCAAUGAGGUGUAAUAUUUAGUUUUCAGUUUAGCAUUAAUUUAGCCUUAUUAUUUCAAAAAGUAAAUUGAAGUUGAUGAAAAUGUCAUUUAUAAGCUUUUGCAAAUAAUCAUUAGACCUGACAUCAUAAUUAUAUAAAAGGGAUAUUUUAAUGGAGAAUUUUACAUCAUUUUAUUGAUUAUUUGGCUUAUUCAGAAAGCAUUAUUCAUUCUGAUUUGUUUGCUGAACUCAUUUUAUGAAACUUAAUUUAAGAAGUACUUAUAAAAGGAUAUAAUCUAGUAUUUAAUUUAGAUAAUUACUUAUUAUUAAAGCUUCUUAGGAAUAUAUUUCAUUUUGCCAAUAACCAGGAUUUUUUUAUAUUCUUUUAACUAAUCAUUAAGAGAUUUCAAUGAGGGUGUUUCUUCAUCAAUUCUAAAAUCCUUUCUUUGCGUUUUUGGUUAAGUGUUUUAUGCAAUAGAUACCUUAUUUUUUAUGAGAAUAGAUCAUCAUCCUACUUCUUUUAAAACACUGAAAUGCAAAUAAUUUCAGGUUUCUAAUUUUGAUUAUUAUAUCCUCAAAAUUAAAUUACUCUAAGUCAUCCUUGCUGAUUAGAGUCAAUCGAUAUAUUUACAAUAAAUCUAACAAAUCAUAAUUAUACUCCUAUCCCUUUUUUAAGUUAUAAAUUAAGUAAGAAAUUGUGGUUUUAUAUAUGAAACACAAAAAAAAAUAUUUUUAGCCUCUCAAGCCUUUUUAAUUAUGAAUGGAAUGUAUACCAUCAUGAUUUAUAGUGGGGUAAAUCAAUAAGAGAUAUAAUUACUGUCUCUUGUAACAAUACCAUCAAUUAUUUAUAUCUUUAAUAAAUUUUAAGAGAAUCAGGACAUUAAGCAUUUCACUGCUAUAUUUUUACACAAAAAUAGUGACUUAGAUUAGUUUGAGAAUUUGAAUAUUAAUUAAAUUCUUUAUUAAUUAGUAAGAAUUUUAAACAAUUGUGAUUGUGUUUAAAGUAACAAGAAUUUUAAGCAAUCCUUGAUAUAUUUCCAUCAUAAAAAGAAGUGCAAGAAGGCAUCUUGUGUUUGUGAACUUGACUAUAAUAUAACAGAAAGCACUUAAAUUAAUGCUACGACAAGCCUGAUGGUAAAUAAUUUUAUGAGCAUUCAAUACAAACAACUGAUUAAGAAACUGUUUUUAACUAAGAUGAAAAACCAAGUAAAACAAGAUUUAUUGAUAUCUACGGCAAUCCUUCUUCAUGAUUUCAAUCAAAUGAUGAUUUCUUUGCAAAUUCUUAGCCAAUUGAAAAAGCUAAAAGAAAAUCAAAUUUUUAAUGUUUCAUUUCUUUACCAUUUUAUGAAGUAUAAAAUAGGGUUAAUUUAGUUAGAAAGAUUAUAAGGAGAAGGAAUAAACCAAAAUCAAAAUCAUGUUGUCAACAAUUGAAUAGGUCUAGAUAAACCUUGUGUUGUAAUAAUCUAGAAUCAAAUUUGAAGCAAAUUUAGGAACAUCCCUUAGGGCUGCCAGUCAAACUUUGAUACGAUAAUACUUAAAUGAAUUUUUAAUUAGUCAAUAAAAUUAGCAGGAAUUAAUAGUUGGAAUGAAAGAAUGUGUAAAAUUAAAAAUUUAGUUUUAUGAAAUAUUAGAUUCAGAUUCUGGAUAUACCUUCUCUCAUCUUUUUAAGAAGGUCAAAGAAACUUCAAAAUAUUUAUUAGAAAUUUAACAGCAAUUUUAAUCCCUAUUUACUUUAAAUCCAGAUUUGUCAUUAUAAAAAGCAUUCUGCUACUUCGAGGCAUAAAUUAUGAAUAAUUUACUCGCAGCAUUUAACAUAAAAUAGUCAGAAGUAAAUUUAAAGGAGAAUUAAAUAAAGUAUAGAGGAAUAAAAAAUCUAAACUUGUCUGCUGAUAUAAGUUCUUACAUUCUCUUAUCUGUGGAUGAAAAUUUUAGAACUUUUAGUUUGAUCUAAACAUCUCAUAAUUUUUUUAAAUUAUUUGGUGUAACAUUUGAUUUCUCUAACUACAACUUUAACGAUAUCAUUCCCUAAUAUUACAAUAAGUAUCAUGAGACUUCAGUCUAGAACUUUUUUCAUACUGGGCAGAACAAGUUUUAUAGAAAUUUUAAUCAUACUUUCAUUAAGAGUUAUAAUGGAUUGUUAAAAUAAGUUAGUUUGUGCAUUGAUAAUACGCAAAUUUUUAAAAUAGAUAAGUUUAUAUUUGUUAGUUUUUUAUAAAGUGUAAAUACAGAUCUUCCGAUUGUAGUUGUAGAUGCCCAGACUUAAAUUGCAUAUUUUACAAGCUAAGCUCUUUCAACUUUUGGAAUCAAUGAGUCUUAAUAAAAAUAAUUUAUUGAGGAUGGUGUAUUACAUUAAUUAGGAAUUCUUACUAUGAUUCCUUAUUUUAAUAUGUUGAAUAGGGCAGAAAUGAAUACUGAUAUAGUAACUACAUUAUGUUUCUUUCUGAAACCAUAAUAUAAUUAAGAAGCUACAUUAACCCAAUCAAGUAUUAAAAAGGAUUAAAACUAUUAUAUUUGGAGAAACAAAGAAAAUAUUAACUGUUUUAAUAUUGAAAUAAAACUAGAAAAAGUUACUGUACAACUUUCUUACUACUAUUUAUUAGAAUUUAUCUCAUUAAAAUAAAUUUUAAGUUAUGAUGAGAGAAAGAAAAUGCUUGAUAUUUAUAAGCCUUGUUUAGGAGAGAGUACGACGAGCAAGGGAUCAAAAUGGAAAGGGAAGAACUUAAAGAUUCUGAGUUUAUUGUCAUUUAGUUAGUUUGGUCAAGAAAAAAAGAAAAGCAAUCUAAAAAUAUAAAACUAGAAACUAAAAUAAAGCAUUUUACUUAAUUAGAGUUAAGAAUAAACGAAGAACUUGAAUUAAUCAUCAUUUUUACAAUAAAAUUAAAGUUAAUCAAAUUUAUUAACUAGUAGAGCUAGAAAUGCAUAAGAGUUUUAUAAAUCAUUUAAUAAAUCAUUUGUUGAAAGCGAUCUCUAAAAUAGUUAAUUAGAAAGAGAAGAGCAUUCACCAGAGAAGAAAAAGAAUAAUGAAGCAAAGAAUUCAAGAAUACAUAACCAAUAAAUAGAAAGAAUGGGACAAUAAUCAUCUAGUGUUGCAGGCUUUUAUAGGCCAUUCUUUUAUAAAAGAUAUCAAUUAUUAGAGAAAAUGACUGAAAAAAGGAAUCCAAAAAAAAUAGACUCAUUUUUAUUCUUUUUUAUAGGACAAAGUUUAAUAUUUUUUGUAUUUUCUUUUUUAGUAACGAUAAACAUGACUUCAGAUAUGAUAUUUAUAAUAGAUAACAUCGAGAUGGGAUCAUUACAUGCAAGUAUUAUGGGACCUCAUGAUUUAUUUUUUUCAAUGAAAAUUACAGUAUCUUCCUAUUAAUAGAUGCAAAGAGAAGGAUUUUUAAGUCAAAUCUAAGUAGAUUAAUUAACUGAUCCAUUUUAUGUGAAUAUAAGAAAAGGCUAUUUGGAUUUGAAAGACAGUUUCUAUAGAUAAUUAAGAAAUGUUUAUUUGUAAGAAUUUUUUAAUGACAUUGUUUUAACCCUAAGAUUUAUGAAUGAAAAUGAGACAGAAUUACAGAAUAUGCAAACAAGUUUUAGAGAAUCUCUUUUAACAAUCCUAUAGUAUUAGUAUGAUCAUAUGAGAACUAUUGAAUAAAGAUAAAGUACAUCUGGAAAGACCUGUUAAAUUUUUUAGAUGGCUAAUUUCUUUAUGUUGCAUGAGAGGAUUGAUUCACUUGCGCAAGAUAUAUAGGGAUGGUUAAUAAACACAAAGGAGGUUAUUGAUAAUAAGGGUAAAAUAUUUUGGAUUAUCCUUUAAGUAUUAUUGAUAACCUUUGGUUUUGUUGGACUAUGUAACUUUAAUUUAUACAUUAAAUAUUAUGAUCAAUUCCUACUAAUAUUUAAUGAGUUUAAUAAAUAAUUAAUUUAUGAUCAACUAAAUAGAUGCGAAACUAUAUUAUAAUAGUUGCAAUCAAAUUCGGAUGACAUAAUGAGAUAUCACUUUGAUUAAGAAUUAUAUGAGUAGGAAAAAACAUAAACUUAAUAUGGCAGGGGUAAAGUGCAUCAUUUUAAGCUAUUGAAUAGAAAUAGAUAACAAUUGUCGAGAUUUAAUGUCUAUUCAGUUAUAGUUUCUAUCACUGUGGUUUAUUUGAUAUACACAAGUGUAAUAUUCUAUAAAUCGUAAACAUUUUUAUCGAAAUAUAAUGAUACCGUCAUACUUUAUAAAAUAAUUCAAGACCUUAAAUUAAAGAGUGGAAGCAUUUAUUUAUUUAAAGAAAUCAGUCUGAGAUGGGAUAACUUCACUUUCUUAACUUAAGGUGAAAGAGACCUUUUAUAUUAGUAUAUUGAUUAGUCGCAUCACUUAAUUGCUCAAUAUAUACUCCUAUCAUCUACUUAUGAUUCAUCAGAAUAUUUGGUUGCAAACAAAUUUACGGAUAAGUUUAUUGACAUCCAACAAAAUAAUAUAUGCCUUGAAAUUAUAGAUGUAAGAGUGUAUUUUAUUUUAGUAAUUGGAAGAUUUUAUGUUAUUUUAUUGCGAUAAGUCCUUUGAAGGAACACUAUCAAAAGGGUUAAUACAAACAUUAAAUUAUAUCUCCAACUCAAUACGUAGUUAAUAGUAGAUUAAUAAUUUCACCAAAAGAGUAGAAAUUGAAUUGUACGAGUAGGAAGGAUCAUAGAUAAUCACUCAAUCUUUUUUUGGGUUAUCUGAUUUACUGUUGCAAAGUGUUAAAGACACUUGCGAUGAAUUAAACACCUUUUUAAUAGUAAGAUCAUUAAUUUAUUUAGUAUUUCUCUUUAAUUUAUUUACUCAUAUCUGCUUUUCUAAUUAUUUUCAUUAAGUAACUCUACAGAUAAUACUUAAUAAACGAAUAUCACUAAAUCAGAUAGUCUAUAUUUUUGAUACCAAAAGAGUAAAUUCUAUAUGAUGAGUCUUUGGAAAGAUAUCUCAGGGAAAUAGCACUGCAUCAAGGUUUAAUUUGACAUAAAGACUUAAGUAUAUUAAACAACGAAUCAAUUUUAAAACAUAAAAAUAUAUAUGAUAAAAAAAAAACAAAUGAAUAAAAUUUCGUCUCUCUAUGACCUCUGGGUGAUGACUGCAAUUUUUGUGAGAGGAUAAUUUGUUUGUUCAUAAGCCAUUGAAAUUUAUUUACUGCUAAUAAAUUCUCUCCAAACCUUACUGAUGGUUAUUCAUCCAACAAUAACACAAAUCAAGGAUUUCCAAGUAGACUCAUCUCUAGACCUAAUAUAUACCUUUAUCAUUAGGAUAGAGAUUUACAUUUUCACAAAUUAUCAAGUCAAAGAAGAAUUAAUAUAUUUAUUUAUUUUUGGAGUGAUAUUGAUAAGUAAAAUAGGCUUUAUGCUGCUAAUGUUUAUUUUAAAAAAUCAUUAACACUCAGAUAAAUUUGUGCAAUUAAUUUAGCAACACAUGCCUUUACAAAUUUUUAUUAGAAUUCAAAGCUACUAUCAACAAUUACUUUGUCCUAUUUUUAUUAUCCCCUUUAACACUCUCAUAUUACUAUCAAUCAAGAGAAGCGUCUCCUUAAUCUAAUCCGAUUAACCCUUAUAAUACAUUAAUUUAACACUAUAAAUUAUCACGUUCAUAUUAUUACAAUUAGAUUAAAUUAUGAUUUGCUUAAUCAACAGAUAACCCAUAACAUUUAAAAUGCGGCCAAUGGAAAGAUCCAAAGUUACAGAAUCUCAUUUAAUUAUAUACAUAUUUUCAACCAUCUCAGUCAUUCUAUUUACUCUCAUGGAAACUACUCAAUCUAUUGCAAUUCUACAGUGUAUUUUAGUGUGCUUUAUUCAAGUAGUUGCCAUCAGAAACUAAUUUGUUAAUUCCAUUUACAUUUAUAGAUAUUAAGAAAUUAUCCUAUAUUCUGGUUAUCUCUUUUAGUUGCUCUUUUGCAUCCUUAAAUUUAUUGAUAACUUUACUUACACAAUUAAUUAUACCUUUUUACUACUAAAUAUAACGCCUUUAAUUUUAGCAUAUAUCUUAUAGAAUGUCAAUUAAAUUAAAACAUAACACUUUCUAGUACUAUUUAAAUCUGAUAACAUACCCAAUAUUAAAGAAUUUACGAAUGUUUUAGUUUGCAUGCUCAAUAAAUGUGAUAUCGGUGAUCAUUAUGUGGCUAUUAGAUCCUCUUUGAUCAAUUAUUUCCAUUCUAAGUAGUGUCUACACAAAUAAUGUUCCUGCACAACUACUUUUUAUAUAGCUGAACCAAGAUAAGCGAAUGCUAUAACAGGAUAAAUAUUUAGAAGCUUCAUAUUUGAAAAAAUAUCUCUCAUUAAGAAGGUCAUCAAUAAGAAGAACUCAGAAUUCUAUUGUAAUUAAGAAUUACUCAUUCAAUAUGCUAUAUUACUUAAUGAUUUUGGUUGGACAAUGCUGGCCGCUAAGGCCUUUAACAAAAUCUUAAUUAAUGAUACUGUCAAUCCUCCCAUCAAUUCAAAUGCUAAUGAAAAAUUUGAUAAAACUAACAUCUAAAAAUACAAUAAGGAAAUAACCAUAAGAUCAACGACCUAAUUAUAUCGGAGGUUAAAAUCAUUGGAUUCUUAGAAAGAGAAGGAUAAUGCCAAUGAGAUGAAAUUGUAUUUUAAAAUUACUUUAGGAAUUAUUGAUAGAGCGAGGAUUAUUCAACUGUUUAAUUAAACAAAAUGGAAUAUGAAAGCUUCUUUUGGUUCUUCUUUAUAAGCUGCCUAAUAAACAUUUAUAUCUGACUCUAUUAAUCAAUAUUUAAAUUAUGAAUUCAUCAUAUAAACAGUCAAAUAAAUGAUCAUAAAUCUUAUAACUUCAAAAGUCUCGUUUUUUACUGAAUUAAUUAAAGAACAAAAAUAAUUUAAUUUAAGGAAAUCCCUAUAAUAAACAAAUGAUCUUUGCAGUAAUCUUAAUGAAACAGAGAAUUACAUUAAAAUUUAAUUUGAGAAAUACCCAAGUGUUAGAUUACAAAAGGCACUCACAUUUUUUUUGGCUGAAUUAUACAGUAAUUACAUAGAGGCUAAUAAAGUAUACAAUUAUUCUAUUAAUGGGGAUCUAAAAUUCAUUUAAAAUAAUCAUUCUGCUUUGAAUUUAUCUUAGCAAUAGAGUGCAUAUGUAAUCUUAUCCUUGAAUGAAGACUUAAAGUAAUUGGAAGUUUAAACUAUCUCUAAUCAAAUGCUCAAUCUAAUAGGAAAACCAAAUUAAGUAAAUACAUGUUUUAGAGAAAUAUUACCAUUAUUUUUUUAUGAGUACCAUCCGUUAAUGGUUAACAACUUUUUAUCAACAGGGAAAUCUCGAUAUUAUCGAAACUUUAGUUCUAAUUUUGUAAAUUGCCAUGAUUGUUUAGUCAAAGGUAUAUAAUUAUGCUAUGAUACAACAUCUGUUUUUCAUCAUUCUCAAUUGGUUUUUGUUGCAUUUAUUUAAGAAUUGGUUUAUGAAAAAUGCUACAUCAUUGUGGAUGGUUUUGAUAAAAGUUUUGUAAGUUUAUCCUUCAAUUUUCUAUAGAAAAUAGGUUAUGAUGAUAAUUUGAUUACAAAAAUGGUGAAGCAUAAAUAUUUAAAUGAAUUAUCAAUAUAUAAUAUUUUCCCUUUAUUUGACGAAGCCUUGUAAAAGAAGCAGGAAGAUAAUAGAUUUUUAGUUGAAAAGCUAUUUUUCUUUGAUUAUUUGAAAGUGAGGAAAUCUACAAUGGUAGAGGAUAAGGAGAAAAGAAUGUCGAAUUUAAAUCCUAUUAUCUGGAAAUAAAAGGAGAAAGUGUUAUCCUUUAUAGCUAAACUCAAUAUAUUUGAAAGGAACCAUUAAGAUUUUUCUUAUUAUGUAAUAGAAAUUUAGGAUUUAUAGUAAUUAAGUGGAUAAAAUAACACUUUUGAAGAUGAAUUUUAUGAGUAAGAAUCCGAUGUAUCCGAAACAUCCAAUAUAAGCAAUAGUUAAAACUGCGUUAUCAGUUAGGGUAAUGACGAUCACCCAAACUAGAUCUAUAUACAAGAUUUAAAUAAUUAGGCAUCUCUUUUUUCACCAUUAACUACUUUGUUUAAUAAUAAUGUUGAUUAGAGUACCCGUUAACUGCAAACACAAAUGAGAGAGACUCCUCAAAAUCAGGCUAUUGAUAAUUUAUUAAACUAAUACGAGAUCAAUGAGUAGCCUUUAAAAAUAAAAAAGAAGCAAUAAUAGUAAACUUUUUAUAAUUGCAAAUUCUCUCAUCUAUUACCUUAUUAGGAUAAAUCAUCAAUAAAAUCACAGGAACAAAAUGAUGAUAGAUUAUAAUAAGAGGAGGAAUAAGAUUUACAUGUACAUUAAUAGCCUUAAUCUUAAUCAUCAGUUGCAAGUAUAAAUUAAUCACUGUUUUAUAAAAAGUAUGAGUUAAUUGAGAAAGUUACUUCUUAAAAACCUCCCUUAAAAAUCAAUUAGUUUAUAGGUUUUUUAUUAAUUCAAAACUUGAUCUAAAUGAUUUAUUUUAUCAUCAUUUUAUCAUAGAUACCGACUGAUUUGGAUAACAGUAUUGUUGAAAUAAACAUGAUAGGACUUCACUCGGAUGUAAUGGCUCCCCAUGAUCUUUAUUUUUCAAUGAGAAUUACAUUAUCUUCCUAUUAGUAAGCCUUAAGCGAAGGAUUUAUAAAUUAGACUCUUUAUAAACAAUUAACAGAUCCAUACUAUGAUAACAUUUAUCAAGGAUAUCUAGAAUUUAAAGACAGUCUAUAUACGUAAUUAAAUAAUCCAUAUUUGUAAUUGUUUUAUAAUGAUUAUGAUAUGAAUAUCAGAUUCAUGAAGGAGAAUGAAACGUCUGUGAUUUCGAAACAAAUGACUUUUAGGGAAGUGCUAUUAGUUGUAUUACAAUAUUAAUUCGCAUAUGCUAAAAAGUAUUCAAGGAGAGAAAGCCCAAGUGGGUCUCCUUUUUAAGUAUUUCUUUACGCUAACUACUUUGAUUUGCAUGAUUUAUUAACAUAAAUCAGUGAUGAGAUUUUUGUCUACUCAAAAGAAAGAUCAAACAGUGUUAAUCAGAAAUGGAUGAUAUUCUGGCUUAUUUCAAUUUUAAUAGUAAUUUUAGCAAAUUUGAUAUCAUUUUUUUAUUACAAUCAAUAUUUAGUCCAGUAUGAUAAAUUUUUAUAUCUGAUGGAUUAUUUGUCUUUAGAUCGCUUGGAAAAUGAAAUUGCAAAAUUAAAAUUAAUGCUAUCCCAAAUUCUUCAUGAUGAAAAAAUGAUAUUUGAUUAUUAAUUUAAUUUUGAAUAUUGUUAGAACAAGGUUCAAAAUGGAAUGGGAAAUAAUUCUACACAUAAAAAGAGUAAUAAGUUAAAAAGAGUAUUUAAAGUAAGUAGAUUGAAGCCUGCUUUAAUUUUAUUAUUUUUUUGUACUAUCUUUGUUUCGUAUUCAACACUAGUGGAUUAAUCAAAUUAAAGCUUCUUUAAAAAGUAUCUAUCAACAAUAGAUUUUUUUAAAUUAAUCUCUGAUUUGAAACUUAGAUCAGGAAGUGUUCUCAUGCAAAAAGAGAUUUUUUAUCGAUGGGACAAUUUUACAUAUCUUACAGACAGUGAUAAACAAAAAUUGUAUAUUCUUAUAGAAGAAGCACUUUCAAUCAUGAACUAAUAUGUAUUGGAAGUCAAUUCUUUCGAUUUUGAUCAAUUAAUUGUUACUCAGACAUUCAUUGAUUAUUAUGAUAAUGUAUUGACUGAAAAUCUAUGUGAAAUUCUAGCAGAUGUAUUUGUAUUUAAUUUUGUAGAACUAUAAAGCUUUUAUGUACAAUUAAUGUAAUCUAGCCUUUGAGGGAACAUUAAAGUAAGGGACCAUUUAGACUUUAAAUUAUAUUACCAACUAAGUAAAAGCAGAAUAGGCCAUAAAUAAUUUCACUCAUAGGCUAGCAUUUAAUCUCUAUGAACAAGAAGGUUCCUAAGUUAUAACUAGAAUAUUUAUACAAUUGAAUGAUUAAUUGUCCUACGGAAUUAAAGAAAUAACUAAUGUGUAGCUAGAAUUUAGUAAGGUAGAUUUUUCAUAUUGACUUAGUCUCUUUCAAUAGUGUAUUUUGUGAUAGCAUUAGCUGGAUUGUUACUAAUUGCAAAAUUGCUAAGAUAGUAUUUGAUAUUUGAAUAUUAUUUAAUAAAGAAAAUAGUUAACAUAAUCCCCUUACAGAUAUUGAUUGAAGAUGAAUCUUAUGAAAGAUAACUUAGAUUAUUGUUACAAUAAUAAGAAAUAGUUUGA
Molecule: messenger RNA, 10213 nt
Organism: Paramecium octaurelia
Lineage: Eukaryota; Ciliophora; Oligohymenophorea; Peniculida; Parameciidae
Source: the annotation of a GenBank genome assembly